Penaeus monodon (black tiger shrimp) is the source of this 751-nucleotide messenger RNA. RefSeq lists its product as uncharacterized. The record is from RefSeq and is a predicted model, not a curated record. Bases 92 to 682 code for a protein of 196 amino acids. Lineage: Eukaryota; Metazoa; Arthropoda; Malacostraca; Decapoda; Penaeidae. Gene Ontology annotation, molecular function: protein binding. The transcript has a single exon.
UAUUAAUUGACGGAAUAACCAUCACUUGGCAUCAGUUUACUCUGAGAACAAUUUGUGUGUACAUUCAGCUUCUGAGAGAACAAUUUGCAUCAUGAGUCAAGUGUGCGUCUUCGGAGGGGAUGACGUUGCCGUGGCCGACCUGUGGUCUGCCAGGACGCACGGAAGGUUCCUCGAUGUCACCUUGGUGUGCAGGGGCGGUGCUCUCCUGUGCCAUCGCGUGGUCCUGGCAGCUGCUUCUCCCCUUCUCGCCGCAGAGUUGCGAGGGGCGCACUCCGUCAUAAGCCUGGUCGACGUUCCUCUCCAACAGGUGUACUUAGUGCUGCAGGUCAUGUACCGUCAGUCGUUCUCCUUUCCGCAUGCGGAUCUGCCAGGAUUUCUUGCUGCUCUACGCCGGUGCGGUGUCGAUCCUCCUCGGUACACCAUCAACCGUGUUGUCAUUCCUCGAGUGGAAGGUUCCAUCCUCCGGGCUUUGCUGAGUCGACCACUGGUUUCUUCAUCUCCACAGCUAAAUGAAUCGCCAACCAAACGUCUUCAAGAAGAUGUCGUGACGUCGUCGAGUGAUCCCCUUCUGUGCUGUAACCGCUGGUGGAGCUGUUCCGACAAUUUGACCGAGCAUAGACUCUCGCCUGAACAUCUUGAUACAUACGAGGACAACUGCUUCGUUUCUAGCACUGCUGAUUAAAUACAGGACAUAAAAAAAUAUUUGGCUCUAUGUUUGCACACCGCAAUGGGUAUGGGAAAUGUGUACCUG